Daucus carota subsp. sativus is the source of this 1944-nucleotide messenger RNA. RefSeq names its product pentatricopeptide repeat-containing protein At3g62890. The transcript has a single exon. Gene Ontology annotation, molecular function: zinc ion binding; protein binding. Lineage: Eukaryota; Viridiplantae; Streptophyta; Magnoliopsida; Apiales; Apiaceae. The record is from RefSeq and is a predicted model, not a curated record. The coding region runs from base 137 to 1852 and encodes 571 amino acids.
GCCAAAUACAAAGUUGAAUUAAACAUGCAACUUGUAUGACAAGAAAAAUAAUCCAAAACUCAUACUAUAAAUUAGAGACAAUAUAAACAUUUGAAUCUUGAAGUUUCCCGCCAUAAUAUUAUAUCCACCAGCAACAAUGAGCAAGCUGAUGAUUCAAACCACCCACCCAAUUCUAAAUUUGAGGCACCCAUCUUUCGAAUCGUUCAUUUGGAACACUCUCAUUCGAACCCAAUCUCAAUCCAAUUCAUCUUGCUCCACUAAUGCCAUUGCUUCCCCCCUCUCUAUCUACUUUAGAAUGCGAUUUCACAAUGUCUCGCCUGAUUUUCACACAUUCCCCUUUCUUCUACCUUCCUUCAAUUCCCCUUCCCACUUCUUGUCUGGCCAAAAUAUCCAUUCCCAGAUUCUCCGCUUCGGGUUUGGUUCUGACCCUUUUGUUCAAACUUGUUUGAUUAACAUGUACUGUUUUUGUGGUCAUUUGGGUUGUGCACACCAAGUGUUUGAUGAAAUUGAUGAACCGGAUUUACUGUCGUGGAAUUCGAUGGUGAAUGCGAAUGUGAAGAUGGGGUUGGUUGAUGUGGCGCGGGGGUUGUUUGAUGCAAUGCCGGUUAAGAAUGUUGUUUCUUGGAGUUGUAUGCUUAAUGGGUAUGUUAAGUUUGGGAAGUAUAAGGAGUGUUUGGCGUUGUUUAGGGAAAUGCAGAAGUUGGGGGUGGAUUGUGUGAGGCCUAAUGAGUAUACGAUGUCGGUCUUGUUGUCUGCGUGUGGGAAAUUGGGGGCGCUUGAACAUGGGAAUUGGGUGCAUGCUUAUAUUGAGAGAUGUGGGAUGGUGAUUGAUGAUGUCUUAGGGACUUGUUUGAUUAAUAUGUAUGCGAAAUGUGGGAGGGUUGAUAGGGCGAGAUGGGUUUUUGAUAAUUUGGGUUCGAGUAAGGAUGUGAUCACGUGGAGUGCCAUGAUCUCUGCCUUUGCUAUGCAUGGGCACUCUGCUGAGUCUCUUGCCUUUUUUUCAAGGAUGAUGUGUAGUGGGAUUAAACCUAAUGCUGUUACGUUCUUGGGUGUACUUUAUGCGUGUGUGCAUGGUGGAUUAGUGAAUGAAGGGGAGGCAUAUUUUGAGAAAAUGACUAGGGAGUUUGGUAUUGUCCCUUCAAUCAAUCACUAUGGUUGUAUGGUUGAUCUUUACGGAAGAGCUGGUCUUAUUGACAAAGCAUGGAAUGUUGUUAAUUCAAUGCCAAUGGAGCCAGAUGUUCUUGUAUGGGGUGCUCUUCUAAGUGGGUCUAGAAUAGCUGGGGACAUUAAGACAUGUGAGAUUGCAGGCAAGAAAUUGAUUGAACUAGAACCUACAAAUAGCUCAGCCUAUGUACUUCUGUCAAAUGUGCAUGCCAAGUUGGGUAAUUGGAAGGAUGUCCGGAAUGUACGAGAUCUUAUGGAGACAAAGGGAGUCAAGAAAGUUCCUGGCUGCAGCUUGGUGGAGCUGGAUGGUGUAAUACAUGAGUUUUUUGUUGGAGAUGAGUCUCAUCCAGAGACGAGGGAAAUAUAUAUGAUGCUUCAGGAGAUGAUGAGCAGAUUAAAACUAGAAGGAUAUGUGAGCAACACCGGAGAAGUAUUACUUGAUUUGGAUGAAGAAGCAAAAGAGAAGGCACUUUGGCUUCACAGUGAAAAAUUGGCAAUUGCAUUCGCCAUAUUAAAGACAAGUGCUGGUACACCUAUCCGCAUUGUAAAAAACCUAAGGAUAUGUAGAGAUUGUCAUGUUGCCAUAAAGAUGAUAUCUAAUAUAUAUGGUCGAGAGAUUGUUAUAAGAGAUUGUAACCGCUUUCACCAUUUUACAGAAGGAAUAUGCUCCUGUGGUGAUUAUUGGUAAAGUUAAAAUUAGAAGGUAGUCUUCAAGUUACAAAAAUACCCCUGCAGAUGACUUUAUAAAAAACUAUAAAAUUUAUAGUGGUUACAUGACUA